CGAUGGAAAUCACGCCCAGGAAUCUGACGACAACCGAGCCACCAUGGAAUAGCACUCCAGCGUGGAAGAUGCCUGGCUGGGCCGAGCCAUCGCCAGGCAUCUAUACUUCAGCUCUGGACACGGACGAUGCAACUUGCUCAUCGGAUGAGCUCCUGCGUCGAGACGAGUCCAGCGAAGAUGACACACACGAACAAACGCCUUCAACUAAACACCUAUCCAAGACACGAAGAUUGCUCAAUUUCGCUUUCAAGACACCGAAUACUUCCAGGUUCAAGAACAAUAUCCAUAGUCGAGUGCUACAGCGCUUUCCCUUCUUGUUAGAGAUAUUCUACUGGGUCAUCAACUAUGCCUUCUACCGUAUGACAGCCAUCUUGUCGCAGAAGAUCUUUGCUGGCAGAGGCAUUUGGACAGUAGCCGAAAGUCAUGGGCUCGCUAUCCUGGAUUUCGAGCAACACGGAUUUCUUAGUUCUCUGUUCCGUCGUGAGCUGGCCAUACAGCAGUGGUUCUUGCACAAGCAUCAAGAUGCGUUGAGCUUCUUGAACAAAGCAUAUGCGUACAUUCACAUNACUGGUACUGUCGGCUUCAUUGCAUGGUACUACUACGUCGCACGGUCGCAUUCGACCUUCGCAACGGUACGCCGUACAAUGAACCUGACCAAUCUUAUGGCUUUCACAACGUACGUUUUCUACCCUUGCAUGCCUCCGUGGCUGUUGCCAAAAGAAUAUGGGUUCUUGGAUACAGUCAGGCAUGAUGACGGCGAGUUAGGCAAGACUUGGAUGUGGAAGGUCUUCUACUUUGGUCUCGAAAUCGGCUACCCAACAAUAAUCUUAACAAGCAUCAUUACAACAGCCAACCACUAUUUCCUGGACGCUGUGGUUGCGACAAUAUACGUGUUGGCAGCGUUCAUGAGUAACAAGGUGUUUCAUGUGUUCGUUCCUCUCGAGGACUGGUUGUUGUGGGCGAUUCGUGCAGAGAGGCCGGUUCCCAGUACAGGCGAGAGGUACGGAGCGCUGGGUUACCGUUUG
Molecule: messenger RNA, 1025 nt
Organism: Aureobasidium vineae
Lineage: Eukaryota; Fungi; Ascomycota; Dothideomycetes; Dothideales; Saccotheciaceae
Source: the annotation of a GenBank genome assembly